This is a messenger RNA of Humulus lupulus (European hop), 1549 nucleotides long. RefSeq names its product AMSH-like ubiquitin thioesterase 2. Gene Ontology annotation, cellular component: endosome; membrane. The record is from RefSeq and is a predicted model, not a curated record. Gene Ontology annotation, molecular function: K63-linked deubiquitinase activity; metal-dependent deubiquitinase activity; protein binding. Gene Ontology annotation, biological process: protein K63-linked deubiquitination. Lineage: Eukaryota; Viridiplantae; Streptophyta; Magnoliopsida; Rosales; Cannabaceae. The transcript is spliced from 7 exons. The coding region runs from base 480 to 1322 and encodes 280 amino acids.
UUUUUUAUCUUUGUUUAAGAGAAAAGCAUAAAUUGCAGGAUAAGUCUGUCAAGUCCAAUUUUUAGAUAUAUAUAUAUAUAUAUAAUUUUUUCUUGGUAUGCUUUUCGUUAUCAGUAAAUUUAAGCACUUGAAAUUAUUUGUAGAUGAUCAAUCAAUAAUUUCUCCUUUCGACGACUAAUUCAGAAAAUAUGGCUUUGUUUGAUAUUUCCAUAGGGUUUCAAACUCGUGGGUUGAAUAAAUUUAAAAAUAUUCGAUUAGUUUUAGCAACAAUCAAAUUUACUAGCGUUUUCCUAAUGUAAUCAGCUCCAAAUUCAUGCUUGUUUUUUUUAUUUGUGAUGCAUGAGAUAAUCAUAGUAGGAAUGUCUCGCUGUUUCAUUUGUCUGAUAUUUUAAAAGCUUCUUUGAUUGUGAGGUUAGUGUUGGUAUAAUUGGAAUUUCAAUGAAGGAAUUCCCAGUAAAGCAUCACGAAUUGUCAUUUCUAUGAAGGGUUCUCCUCAUUUUUUUUGUUUCUCUUUAUACAGAAAGAUGAUAGUCAACAAGGAGAAAGUUGGGUUAGAAAGUUCUAGCAUUAGUUGCUGCAAAAUUGAAAUUUGUUGUCCAAACUCGAUUAGAACAGUCAAUGAGUCUCAUCAUAUCAAAGUACAUGCUGUUACUCAUUCCUUUCCUUCUACCAUAAUCUCUUGUAUAGAAAGUGUGCCUCAAGAUGAUCAUAUUUCCCGGAUCGAAAUCGCCAACCCAGAAGAUGGAAAAUCUAACUCAUGUACAGAUGCUUCAUCAUCUGUGGUCCUGCGAGAUGUACAUAUAUCAGCACAAUUGAUGGAGGAUUUCCUUGAGCUUGCUAAGGGGAAUACAGAAAAGGAUUUAGAGACUUGUGGCAUUCUUGGUGCCUCUCUUAAAAAGAAUCGAUUCUAUGUAACCACUCUGAUCAUACCAAAACAGGAAUGCACUUCCAGUUCUUGUCAAGCUUCAAAUGAGGAGGAAGUUUUCACUAUACAAAAUGAAUAUUCGUUGUUUCCUGUGGGAUGGAUCCAUACGCAUCCCACGCAAAGUUGUUUUAUGUCAUCCGUAGACUUACAUACUCACUACUCAUAUCAGGUAAUGGUGCCUGAGGCUUUUGCUGUUGUCAUGGCUCCUACAGAUACCGAAAGGAGCUAUGGAAUAUUUCGGCUAACUGAACCUGGUGGGAUGACUGUACUGAAAGAAUGCCAAGAGGAAGGAUUUCAUCCUCACAAGGAAACAUCAGAUGGCAGUUCCAUAUACGAGCACUGCACCAAUGUGUACAAGAAUUCGAAUUUGAGGUUCGAAAUUUUCGAUUUGCGUUGAUUUUGUGCAUAGAUGAUGAAUAAACAAAAUGCUACUCAAAAGGGCAGGGACCCUAGUUGACCUUAACUUAUAAGGCCUUGGUGUAAUAAGGUUUGCAGUAUAUACAAUAUGUGCAAUUGUGAGAAUACUUUUUUGCCCUAUGUGGUAGGUUUAAUCUUCUUAAAGAAAAUAAACUCUGUAAUAUUGUUGCAUUAAUAUCAAGUACAUUAUAGUCUUUGAAAACAACA